This is a messenger RNA of Bursaphelenchus xylophilus (pine wood nematode), 4947 nucleotides long. The record is from the annotation of a GenBank genome assembly. Lineage: Eukaryota; Metazoa; Nematoda; Chromadorea; Rhabditida; Aphelenchoididae.
AUGCCGUUACUCAGUAGGGUACCCUCUUUCAUUCUAAUAUAUACGUGCCGACUCGUCCGGAAAGGGUUAAUCAAUUUUAAAGUGUAUAAAAGCGGCAGUAAUUUCUUGUUGUCUCUCUUUUUACUUAUUUUCGUGCUUAUUUUAGGUCGAAUCUCCCCAAAUGCUGAUAAUCUCUUGCUAAUUCCCCUAUCAGCACGAAUAAACAAACAAAAGAUGUAUGUCUUCGGUGUCGUUUAGUACAGGCGUGGUGUUGUUUUUGUGUCAUUCUGCUGCUGGGAAAUCUAAAUUUACUUUGUUUACGCUUCUCUUAAUUAGCAAUUUCUAAUUUUGGCCACGUGUUUGGCCUUUGGGAGAUAUUAUUUUUUGUGGGUCAACGUCAAAUUGCGCAAAAAAUGGUGAUUUUACACAAAAUCAUUACGAAAAAGGCCUGUUUGAUGUCCUUAUCGAGAUUUUGAACUCUUUUACACCGCCACAGAUUUCGCCCCAUGUGUUUUUUACGGUCAACAAAACAAAAAACACCUGACUCGCAACAAAAUAUGUUGUAUGUUUGGGCCAAAGAUGACCCUCUUCUUCCUCAAAAUAUGCUCUUUUUUCGAAUUGGCCUUUUCCUUUUUUCAAUGUCGUGUUGUGGUUGUAAAUAUGCUAUAUUUGGACUGUAAUGUCAUCGUCUUUGAUUACAAUAUGAGAUUGAUUUAGGGGUAAAAAUAAAAUGGAAGAAACCGAGGAGUUUGUGAACAAGGAUGUUGGCCAAGAGCUGAAACAGCUAAAAUUGGACGAUCUGUUCAGACUUGGCAAGUAUGCGGCGUUGGUUUCGAUCACUGCUGAGUUCUUGAUCCUUUUGCAGCUGGGAAAUAUGUUCUACAUGAUGUAUGCAGGUAAGAAAUUUGAGCUGGAAACAUCUUGUUUUUAUGCAAAUUAUUGUUGGAUAUCUUGGCUUUCCUUGCAAAGGGAGAGCUAGGAUUUUCAUCAAUGUAUUUCUAGCCUAUUUAAAGUUUGCAUGCAAAUUUUGAAGUGUCUUGUAAAACUUUGUCGGGUACAGUCACCCUAUUAAUCCAAUAACAAGUAUAAUAUAAAAAUAUAAAAUUUAUAAUCAUCGUUUUUCCAGGAGUCGAGCCAGGUCUUGUCAGUUGUGGUCCAGUAAAUCUCCAGAACUUCACUCAUCGAAAAGACCGUUGCGAAGCCUUUGCUCAGGCCAAAGAUCGUUAUAAGUGUACUCCCGAGCUGAACAUCCAAUUCAACAGUGUGAGUUCGGAUUGGAAUUACAUUUGUGCGGACGUGAGGCAAGUGAAACGAAGUAUUUCCUGGCAAAUGUUGGCCAUUAUUCCUGGUGCUGUGAUCGGCGGUCAACUCUCGGAUCUUUAUGGACGAAGAAGAGUAGGUUUUUAUUGUAGUAGGUCAUCUAAUUUUUAAAUAUGGGAUGCCAAGUGUAAUGUAAUUCGCUAUUUUUUUAUAUAUCUUUAUCGGGUUUUACAUUUGAACCCCCCCCCCCCAUUUUUCUCAAAAUCGAUUUUUUUUGAUAUUACACUUAACCUAGUAUAAUAUUGAUCUUGAUAAUCUUUCCCUUUCCAGAUUAUGCUGGUUGGAAUCCUCUGUGUGAUGGUUUGCCAAGUGCUGGUUUACUUCUCCCCAGACCUUCUCUGGUUCACAAUUAUCCGAUCAAUUACGCAACUCUUUAACGGCGGUAUCAUAGCCAUUCAAAUGGUGUUUACUGUCGAGAAUCUCCCGAAAAAUCAUCGUUUCUGGUUGACGAACUUGAUUACUUGGUCCCCCAACAUGAUUGUCUACGCUCUGAUGGCAUGGGCCACUCAGAAUUGGCAACAUUUGACCUUGCUCAUGGCCGCACUGUGCAUCCCGGCCUGGAUCUUUUUGUUGUAAGUCACGGGGUAAUAAAAUGUAUUAAAAUUUAAUGUUUAGCUUCCUCUCGGAAUCUCCUCGAUUUCUGAUUCAGAAACAUCGAUUCGACGACGCCAAAAGGGAGUUGCAAAGGAUCGCCCGGAUCGAUGGAGUUGUUGUGGCUGAGGAGAUGAUGGAGAGAGUGGUGGAGAGCGAGAGGGCGUUGCAGACACAAAAGAAGAAGUCUAAAUACUCGUUCAUUCAUCUGUUCUACACCUGCAGACUGGCUCGAUACACAGUGGCCUUGGCUUUCUCUUUGUAAGUUUUGAAGCAAGGACUAGGCGUCUGAAGUUAUAUCAGGGUAAAACAUGUUACGGCACAUGUUGUGUAAAAUGAUCUAUUAAAAUUAAGCUUUUUCUCAGCUAAUGUGGCUAAAAUCAGCAUUAAAAUUUGAGGGCUUUCAUCAAAUUGAUAUUAUUCAUGAUGAUUUGACUAAUUUUUUUGCCAAAAUUCAAACUUUGAUGGGACCUUUUUACUAACAUAAUAAAAGUUUUGGCAUACUAUUUUCUUCAUGUCCUAAAAUAUCCGACAAGACAGGAAUUUUUACUUUAAAACCCAAAGGUAGUAACUUAGACCUCCCUUUUCCAGAUUGACCACCAGUAUGUUGAACUACUCGCUGAUCUUCAAUAUGGAAAAGCUUUCGGGCUCAAUCUACCUUAACACCAUCUUCAUGGGUCUCUUCCGUUACGGAGUUAACUUUGCUGCUAUUGCCGCUGACAAGAACUUCAAAUGGCUUGGCCGAAAAGCGGUCCACGGAUUCGCGGAGGGCGUCUCGAUCCUGGCAUUGGUGCUGCUGAUUACCCUUUAUGUUCUUGAUAUUCAAACUCAAUACAGAUCCCUGAUUACAGUCACAAUUAUUCUGGUCUUGGGAAUGACGACUUUGUUGUAUGUGAGCAAUGGUUUGCUUUCCUCGGAGCUGUUCCCAACGGGAAUCAGAAACUUGUCCUUCUCGUUUGGCCAGGUGUUCAGUAGGAUUGGUGUUGUUAUUGCGCCACAACUCUUCUUCUUGGUGAGUCCAUUUAGAUUAUUUUACGGCUAUCUUGUGAAAAUUGAUUUUUUAGACAUAUAUGGCUCGGGACUUCUAAAUCUCUCCGCAAGAGUCCAUCCGAACCCUGGAAAUUUAGUCCAAAGUUAAAAGUUGACAAAAAAGGAGGAGACGACUGAGAAAGGCAGAAAUUCUUACAAAGAGAGAAAUUGCGCAAUGUUAUGUCAGAUUGCGCAACUUUUAACUUUGUACUAAAUUUGCAGGGUUCGGAUGGACUCUUGCGGAGAGAUUUAGAAGUCCCGAGCCAUAUAUAAUACAGUGCGCGCCAAAAUGAUAGAGCCACUCAGUUUUUCUGGAUUUAUUCUUUUAUGGUUAGGUGGGCCUAGCCGGCAUGAUGCAUAUAUGCAAUAACAUCAUAGAGAUUCACUACGGCCACCAUAACUUAGGACUAGCCGGGCGCCCAAUCCAAAAAAAAAAUCAAAAAUUCGGACCUUUCCCCUCGGUCGACGCGUCAAAAUGAUAGAGCCACCGGAUUUUUCUCCUCGGUGGGGGCAGGCGGGGAUCUAUUGGUACUGUAGUCUGUUAAUAUUACUACUGCUAUACACUGCUGAUGUGAAAAGGUUACUGUAACUACCGGUCAUACGGUAGCUUUUGGCAAAUUUAGAAAAUCUUCCAAAUUUAGGGUAAAAUUGACCGGAAAUAAAUUUUUCGACGGUUGUAUCCUGGUGGAAAUACCUUCAAAACAUAUUAGAAGGCCUAUAUUUUCUAACAGUAAUCAAUUUCCGUCGAACUCACAUCGACCACAAACAAAGAAUGAUAUUAUGUUACUUUAGUAGAUGGACAAAUUCUAUAAUAUUGCUUAUGUAUGAGUCUGAGAAGCGGCCCCAGAACUUGUGGUACAAUUGCAAGAGGACCAUAGAUUACAAUAACAGGACCGAAUACAAUAAUUCCUUUAUUCAAAUUGCUAGCGGUAUUAUGAAGUUUACCAAAGUUAUACCCGAAAAAACGAUAUUUUGGUGGCAUGACUAGCGUCAGAAUAUGAUGGCUUCGGGUUUUGAAACGACGAGUGCGGAUCCUUUUGUGCGUAACGUAGCAUGAUUAACUCAACAAUAACGUAAUGAUAAACAACUACAGAGAAACUUUGGUGUAGUCAUCUAGAGAACCAGAAUUGCUUCUCUUGUGGCAUUAUUCCUAGGGUGUACGAGACUUUACAGCCUUUCCAGGUUAAAUGAAAAUAUUCUAUAUCGUGUGUUGCAGUCUAGCAGGAAGUUUGGUUUUACCUCCAUGCUCCCUCAUUGGCAUAAUCGACAUUAUUAUAGAGUCUGUCCAUCUACUAAAGUAACAUAAUAUCAUUCUUUGUUUAUGGUGGAUGUGAGUUCGACGGAAAUUGAUUACUGUUAGAAAAUAUAGGCCUUCUAAUAUGUUUUGAAGGUAUUUCCACCAGGAUACAACCGUCGAAAAAUUUAUUUCCGGUCAAUUUUACCCUAAAUUUGGAAGAUUUUCUAAAUUUGCCAAAAGCUACCGCAUGACCGGUAGUUACAGUAACCUUUUCACAUCAGCAGUGUAUAGCAGUAGUAAUAUUAACAGACUACAGUACCAAUAGAUCCCCGCCUGCCCCCACCGAGGAGAAAAAUCCGGUGGCUCUAUCAUUUUGACGCGUCGACCGAGGGGAAAGGUCCGAAUUUUUGAUUUUUUUUUGGAUUGGGCGCCCGGCUAGUCCUAAGUUAUGGUGGCCGUAGUGAAUCUCUAUGAUGUUAUUGCAUAUAUGCAUCAUGCCGGCUAGGCCCACCUAACCAUAAAAGAAUAAAUCCAGAAAAACUGAGUGGCUCUAUCAUUUUGGCGCGCACUGUAUUUGCUGUUUAUUUCAGGCCGACUUCUGGAGUCCCCUUCCUUACAUCACUUUGGUGGUGAUUGCUUCUUUAGAUUUCAUUUUGUUCUACUUCAACACCGAAGAGACCAAAGGAAAGCCAAUGCCGGAUUCGAUGCCUCCAAGGGAGCAGAGUUGGCUCGGUCGCAAGAAGCUCGACCAGGAACUUUUGGAUGUCGAGAAGAAGACGGAGAACAACUAA